Racocetra fulgida is the source of this 627-nucleotide messenger RNA. Lineage: Eukaryota; Fungi; Glomeromycota; Glomeromycetes; Diversisporales; Gigasporaceae. The record is from the annotation of a GenBank genome assembly.
AUGUUAAAGAAUAUUAAAGAGAUUAAAUCACCUAUUGCGACAGCGGAAGAAAUCAUUAGUUUAUUGAAAGCAAAUAAGAAACGACGUACAACACAGUUCUUGAACAAAGAAUUGCCACCAGCACCUAAUGAAUAUCCAGAUACCAACCAAGAACCACCACCUGAUUAUGAAUCGACGGAAGAGCGAGCAUCAGAAGAAACAUUAAUAGAAGGCAAUGGAACAGCCGUUGCAAUAUACCCUUAUGUUCCAGAACUUGAUGAUGAGCUUAAUGUAGUUGUUGGUGAUAUUUUUAAAAUUAGAAGCAGAUCAGGGGGAUGGUGUUUUGUGGAGAGAGAUGGACAGACUGGCUGGGUACCUGCAAAUUUCUUGCUUGAAACCAGCGUUAAUGGAGGUGAUAUGAUGGAUAGUGAUAGUCCAUAUGUUGGCAGGGGAGUAGCAUUAAUUGAUUACAAGAGAAAUACAGACGAUGAACUUAGUGUGAAAAAGGACGAUUUGCUUCGUAUUUACAAAAGACAAGACUAUUGGUUGUAUUGUGAAAUAAAUAAUGAGCGUGGAUGGGUGCCAAGUUGGUACGUCAGGGUGGAUAAAGAAGCUAUUGAUGAUGAGGAGAACGAGGUAAAUGAGUGA